AUGGAUAUUUUCAACCGACUACAGAUUAAUAUUUCUUUUGUGGAAGCUAUGGAGUUGAUGCCAACCUAUGCAAAACUUAUGAAAGAGCUCCUGACAAAGAAAAGAAGAUUUUCUGAAGAAACAAUGGAGCUUGAAGCAGGCUGCAGUGCUAUAAUCCAGAAAUCAUUACCUCAAAAGUCCAAGGACCCUGGAAGUUUCACCAUUCCAGUCACAAUCGAGACAUUGCCAGUAGGUAAAGCAUUACUUGACUUGGGUGCUAGUAUAAAUUUAAUGCCUUUGUCCAUGCUAAAAAGAAUAUGGGAUUUGGAAGUAAGGCCUACACAGAUGACAUUACAGUUAGCUGAUAGAUCCAUGAAAUAUCCCUAUGGUGUGGCAGAGGAUGUCUUGGUUAAAGUUGAUAAAUUCAUGUUCCUAGUUGACUUUGUGGUGAUGGAUAUUGAGGAAGAUGUUGAAGUUCCUAUAAUACUGGGAAGACCUUUUAUGAAGACUGCUAAGGUCAUUAUUGAUGUUGAUGAUGGAAAACUAAAGGUCAGAGUGCAGGAUGAUGAAGUCAACUUUAAUGUUUUUGAAGCAAUCCAGCACCCUAAAGACAAACAACACUGUUUCAAAAUGAAUGUGGUAGAUGAAUUUUGUUUAUCAGCCAAGAAACAAUUGAAAAAGCAAGUCCAUUGA
Molecule: messenger RNA, 672 nt
Organism: Vigna angularis (adzuki bean)
Lineage: Eukaryota; Viridiplantae; Streptophyta; Magnoliopsida; Fabales; Fabaceae
Exons: 1
Coding region: 1-672 (223 amino acids)
Source: RefSeq, a predicted model, not a curated record